AUGUCUACGUGGGGAGAGCAUUUCCGUGUCACUACUUAUGGCGAGUCUCACUGCCGCUCUGUCGGCUGUAUCGUCGAUGGAUGCCCUCCGGGCAUGCAGCUCACCGAGGGUGACAUUCAGCCUCAAAUGACCCGUCGCCGUCCCGGCCAGAGUGCCCUGACUACCCCGCGGGAUGAGAAGGACAAGGUCGAGAUCCAGUCCGGCACAGAGUUCGGUGUUACUCUCGGUACACCAAUUGGCAUGAUGGUUCGCAACGAGGACCAGCGUCCCAAGGAUUACGGUGGCAGCACAAUGGACCUGUUCCCCCGCCCCAGUCACGCCGAUUUCACCUACCUUGAGAAGUACGGUGUCAAGGCCAGCAGCGGUGGUGGUCGCAGCAGUGCCCGUGAGACCAUUGGCCGUGUCGCUGCCGGUGCUAUCGCCGAGAAGUACCUCCGCCUGUCGCACGGCGUCGAAAUCGUCGCCUUCGUCUCCUCCGUUGGCAACGAGCACCUCUUCCCCCCUACCCCCGAGCACCCCUCUCCCUCCACCAACCCCGAGUUCCUUAAGAUGAUCGAGACAAUCGACCGCAACACCGUGGACUCCUUCGUCCCCACUCGUUGCCCCGACACCGAUGCCGCAGCCCGCAUGACCAAGGUCAUCGAGCAGUUCCGCGAUAACCACGACAGCAUCGGCGGAACCGUCACAUGUGUGAUUCGCAACGUGCCCGUUGGUCUGGGUGAGCCCUGCUUCGACAAGCUCGAAGCUAAGCUCGGCCACGCCAUGCUCAGCAUCCCCGCCACCAAGGGCUUCGAAAUCGGCUCUGGUUUCGGUGGCUGCGAGGUCCCUGGCUCCGUCCACAACGACCCCUUCGUCUCCGACGGCUCCCGUCUUACCACCAAGACCAACAACUCUGGCGGUAUCCAGGGUGGUAUCUCUAACGGUGCUUCUAUCUACUUCCGCGUGGCUUUCAAGCCCGCUGCUACUAUCGGUCAGGCUCAGAACACCGCUGCCUACGAUCUCUCGGAGGGCACCCUCGAGGCCAAGGGUCGUCACGAUCCUUGCGUUACCCCUCGUGCUGUGCCUAUUGUUGAGGCUAUGUCUUCCCUUGUUAUCAUUGAUGCCCUCAUGGCUCAGUACGCCCGUGAGAGCGCGAAGAACUUGCUUCCCGCGCUCCCUCAGACUAUUCCCACUAAGCCUGCCACCAACGGUGCUUCCGCUUAA
This is a messenger RNA of Penicillium brevicompactum, 1203 nucleotides long. Its product is annotated as bifunctional chorismate synthase/riboflavin reductase [NAD(P)H] ARO2. Gene Ontology annotation, biological process: aromatic amino acid biosynthetic process; chorismate biosynthetic process. Gene Ontology annotation, cellular component: cytosol. The transcript is spliced from 3 exons. The record is from RefSeq and is a predicted model, not a curated record. Lineage: Eukaryota; Fungi; Ascomycota; Eurotiomycetes; Eurotiales; Aspergillaceae. The coding region runs from base 1 to 1203 and encodes 400 amino acids. Gene Ontology annotation, molecular function: chorismate synthase activity; FMN binding.